Messenger RNA from Austrofundulus limnaeus, 715 nucleotides. Its product is annotated as Alpha-aspartyl dipeptidase-like. Gene Ontology annotation, molecular function: serine-type peptidase activity. Gene Ontology annotation, biological process: proteolysis. Lineage: Eukaryota; Metazoa; Chordata; Actinopteri; Cyprinodontiformes; Rivulidae. The record is from RefSeq and is a predicted model, not a curated record.
GAAUGUGAAGAGAGUUCUGUUUGUUCCUUAUGCUCUCCAUGAUAGAGACGCCUAUACAAAGACUGCCAGGAACAAGUUUCAAUCUUUAGGUUAUGAGGUGGACAGCAUCCAUGAAGCUGCAGACCCUGUUGACGCUGUCAGAAAGGCUGAGGGCAUCUUUAUAGGAGGAGGAAACACUUUCCGGCUCCUCAAGAGUCUUUAUGACAACAAGGUGGUGACGGAGAUCAGGAAGAGGGUGAUGGAGGACGGAGUCCCCUACAUGGGCUCUAGUGCCGGCACCAAUGUGGCCACCAUCAGCAUCAGCACCACCAACGACAUGCCCAUCGUCUUCCCUCCAAGCUUCUCUGCCAUCGGCCUCGUCCCCUUCAACAUCAACCCACACUACCUGGAUCCUGACACCAACAGCCGCCACAUGGGGGAGACCAGAGAGCAGAGAAUCACCCAGUACCAUGAAGAGCCCGACACUCCAAAUGUUCUGGGUCUGAGGGAGGGCUCCAUGCUGCUGGUGGAGGAAAACAAAGCCACACUGUUAGGAACAACCAAGGCCCGACUCUUCUCCAGGGGGAAGCCCUGCGUGGAGUACGAUCCAGGAAGUGACCUCAGCUUUCUGCUGACAGACGCACACUGAGCAACACGAAGAUUGUUCAACACAGAGACUGAAUGCUUUUCAUCACGCUGUUUCCAAACUGAAAUAAAGUGUUGAAGAAAACACUGA